This is a messenger RNA of Mercurialis annua (annual mercury), 933 nucleotides long. Its product is annotated as auxin-responsive protein SAUR21-like. Lineage: Eukaryota; Viridiplantae; Streptophyta; Magnoliopsida; Malpighiales; Euphorbiaceae. Bases 511 to 795 code for a protein of 94 amino acids. The record is from RefSeq and is a predicted model, not a curated record. The transcript has a single exon. Gene Ontology annotation, biological process: response to auxin.
AAAAAUAAUGUAAACAUGGUGUGUUCAUUGAUGUCCCAUUUGUAUUAGCUAGUCUAACAGAACCUCAAAUGGGCUAUGGGUGAUGGUAGGGUAAGAAACAUAGCAGAUAUCCUAUGAAUCCUUAACAACCUUACAUUUCUUCAUCAUUUGCCAAAAUCACAUGGCAUGUCCCUGAUCCAAUAUUUAUCUACUUAACUACUCGUCUCAAGAUCGAUUUACCUAAUCCAAUCUCUCGCUUUAACAUAUAUAUCAGCACCGAUUUUCCAGCUGUCUUUUUCCAAUCUUUAAGUUGCCUUCCGACAUGAAUUUUGUAAAUACCCCAUUUUGUUGAUUAGUUAGAAGACAGAUGCAUGUGAUACCAUCUUAUUUCAUUAAUUUCAGCAUCUCUAUAUAUUUUCUCCAAAUACUCUUCUGCUCAAACCAACAAUUUCACAUUCUCUUCAAACACUCCUUUCCAAGAAAAACAUUCAAUUCUCUCAAACAUAUUUAUAAUCAUUCAUCCAAGAAACAAUGGCAGUAAGAUUUCCUAGUGUUCUCCGUGCUUCUUUCUUGUCUACAAAGAAAUCUCCUUCAAGAUCUUUAGAUGUGCCGAGAGGUUUCUUGGCUGUGUACGUCGGUGAGACAGAGAAGAAGCGGUUCUUGGUUCCAGUAUCGUACUUGAACCGGCCUUCAUUCCAAGAUUUGCUCAAUAAAGCAGAAGAUGAAUUUGGAUAUGAUCAUCCGAUGGGUGGUCUAACGAUUCCUUGCACAGAAGAGGAUUUCAUUGAUGUCACUUCCAACUUGAGCAGAGCAUAAAUAAGAGAAUAUGUAGAGCUUUACACUGACUACAAACAGUUUUGUACCAUAUAGGAAUUUCAUAUUCAAUGUAAAUAUAUAAUCUCUUCGAACUAUUUGUUACUAAAGUAAAUAUACAGAUUCAUAAGAAUACUCACA